UGCAGAACGCGACAAGGUGCAGACGGGCAGGAAGGUGGAGGACAUGCGGAAGCGCCAGUUCACCGAGGCGCGCACGCUGGCGCGCGAGGUGCACGAGUACCGCGGGCUGCUGGACGCGGCGCGCUCCGGCGACAAGCAGCUGCUCCGCAACACGCUGCGGCGCGACCGGCCCACCCAGAUCGCCUUCGGCGGCCAGUCCUUUGAGAGGGCGCUCGACCACCUGGAGCAGUCCACCUUCACCCUCCAGAAGGAGAUGGACCACCUGCGCUGCCUCAAGAAGCAGCGCGCCCGCCAGCUGCUGAGCCUCGAGACGGAGGCCAUGAACCUCCAGCGCGAGUGGCAGGCCCGGGCGCGGCAGCCGCUGCGGGAGGUGAACGAGCAGGUGCUCACGAGCCAGAUCACCAACUGCGUCGUCAAGCAGAACGCGGCCGCCUCCGUCAACCACACCUACCACAACAUCCUCGCCAUCCUCAGAAAGGACAAGGUGUACUUCGACGCCGUGCUGGGCGCGCUGCACGCGGACCAGGUGACGCAGUGCCGCUGCGUGGUGCGCGCCACCCAGCUGGGCCAGGCCGCCGCCGAGGACGUGGCGAGGCUCCGCGAGGAGGCCAAGGCCGAGGAGGCGGACCUCAAGCUCAGCAUGCAGGAGCGGGCCUCGGCCGUCAAGUCGCUCCGCGCCGUCGUCGACCACAACAAGCGCGUCGCCAGGAGCCACGUGCACGCCGAGAGCUCCACGGACCUCCGGCUGGUGCCGACCAGGGAGGACGACGGCUCGGCGGCGCUCCUCAAGGAGCUCGACCAGAUGGAAGGCAUCAUGCAGGGGCUGCAGGCCACCACGCUCGUGGCCUCGCACCUAGAGGUGCUGCCCAGGUUCGAGGAGCAGCGGAGACAGCGGCAGCGGCUGACUCGGCAGGUGGAGCGGCGGCAGCUGGCGCGCGACGAGGUGCUGGCGAGGCGCAACCACGCCACCCUCAUCCUGCACGACCUCAAGCACAACAUGAACGAGGCCGAGGAGGACUGUACAGAAAUAAAGACAGAUUAUUUUAUCCGCACUGCUUAA
This is a messenger RNA of Frankliniella occidentalis (western flower thrips), 1060 nucleotides long. RefSeq lists its product as uncharacterized. Gene Ontology annotation, cellular component: cilium. Gene Ontology annotation, biological process: outer dynein arm assembly; cilium movement. Lineage: Eukaryota; Metazoa; Arthropoda; Insecta; Thysanoptera; Thripidae. The record is from RefSeq and is a predicted model, not a curated record. The transcript has 7 exons. The coding region runs from base 44 to 1060 and encodes 338 amino acids.